This is a messenger RNA of Helianthus annuus (common sunflower), 1809 nucleotides long. Its product is annotated as cylicin-1-like. The transcript has 3 exons. The record is from RefSeq and is a predicted model, not a curated record. NCBI's taxonomy places the organism in Eukaryota, Viridiplantae, Streptophyta, Magnoliopsida, Asterales, Asteraceae. Bases 1 to 1809 code for a protein of 602 amino acids.
AUGGAUGAUAUUUUCUUGAACCCAUUCAGUGAUAUGUAUGCUUUUUCGGGAAGUACGGACAACAAUGAUACAUCGUCAAGCAACAAAGAUAAAAGUCCGCCUAAGGAAAGGAAGAAAGAAGCUUGGGAGUCCGAGAGCGCCUUCGGAACUUUCAACAAACCCCCAAAGCUUAUGGCUAUAGAGGAUUAUAGCAGGUGGGCAACUAAGUUUGAGGAUUGGAUGAUGGCAUUUGCAUUUCCAAGCUGGAAAAGUAUGAAAAAUGGCUAUGCAAAUGGCAAGAAGAAUGGUGAAGCGUUGAGAUCAACUGAAGAAAUUGAUGCUUUUGUGGCAGAACAAAAGUGUGUAGCAUUGCUUUUUCAAUCUGUCCGAGAAGACAUCAUUUCCUUGAUCGAUUACUCAAAUGCACAAGAUUUGUGGAAAAAACUGAAAGCAAAAUGUAUUGGAAGUGAGGAAAUUGUAAAGAAUAAGAAGAAACUUCUUCGGAAAGAAUUUGAUAUGUUUGGGUGUAUGAAAAAUGAAUCAGUGGGUAAAAUGAUUGAACGGUUUGGUCAUCUUAAGCUGGAACUUGUUCGACAUGGGAUCAAUUAUCCUGAUGAUGAGAUAGUUGAUAAAUUAUUAAAGCAGGCUGAAGAGCAAAGAGAAAAGUCAAGGGCUUUAGCUGUGAUCUAUGAUGAUGAAGGUUACGAUUGGAGCAAAGAGGUGUUGCCGGAAGAUGAUGCCAUUGGUUAUGCUUUCAUGGCAAGUCAAGAUGAACCGAUUCCUUGGAAGGAUGAUCGAACAGAGGAACAGAAGUACCAAUACAGGAAGUUGAUUGCUGAAACAAAGAUUAUCAGACUUUCUGAGGUAGAAGCUGAAGCUGAAGGUGAAAUUGAUGCUGAAGCUGAAGUUAAUGUUGAAGGAGAUGUUCGUUUAUCUCCUAAUUCUGUAGAGUUUUUGAAAUCUCUUAAUGCUUAUAAUGCUGAGAAAGAAAAGGCAGCUGGUGAGGAAGAAGGUGACGAUGUAGAGAAAAGUUCGUCAAGUUCAUCUGAUGAAGAAAUUGAUGAAACAGAACGUGCAAGGAGAAUUAAAGCUGAGAUUGAGAAAGAAAAGCAGCUUAAAAGAAAGAGGAGAGAGGAGAAAGAUGAUGAUGUGUAUGUUCCAUCUCCUAAGCAUGUGAUAGAAUCUCAGACUCCUCCAUCUGGUGGUAGGAAGAAAGCAAGUGCCAGAAAGAGGGUAGUUUCUCCAAAAGCAGCAAGGAAGAAAUUGAUUGUGAGGUUGCCUAAACGCACACCGAAAACAAAAUCUAGUCAACCACCAUCACCACCACCUGAACCAUCUCCACCUAAAUCACCACAUAAAUCUCCUCCAAAACAAUCUACACCACCACCAUCACCUCCACCACAUCUUUCACCACUACAUAUAUCACCACCACAUUUAUCACCACCACACCAAACACCAAUCCAAGAACAACCUAUUCUCACUUCACAACAAAUUUUUCAAACACCACCAUCCACACAACCACUUGUCCAAACUACACCUGGUUCUUCUGGAUACAGAACUUUUCCAAAUAUCCCAGAAGGUAUUUCUCUUGAAGAAAUUGGAGAUUUUGGUUUUGCCAAUGAUGAACAUGUAAAGAGGUUAGAAAAGAAAUAUGAAGAGGUGUUGAUCGAGAAUAAGAAGUUGUUGGAUAGAGAAAAGAAGUUAGAGAAGCGUGUAAAGUCUGUGGAAGCUGAAAAUUCUUCGAUGUUAAAGAAAAUUAAAGCUGAUCAGACAGACAUAGACAUUCUGAAAGUCAAAGUUGCAGAAUUAGAAGAAGAGAAAGCACGCUGA